GGUGGCAGCAGAGUGUUUAGCUAACCGACGGAAGGACAACCGUAGAAGAAGACGCAACCGGAAGUUGCGACACGCAGGGUUGUUGACACAUCCAGCUAGCCUUUGCUAGGUGGUAUCACAUUUCAUUGACAUUUUUACGAAACAUUUUGUUCACAAUGAGUUUUCCAGAGAACAGGCAUGGGACGAAACGACCAGUGUCUCCGGAUGACGACGGGUCCACCCAGUGGGCCGCAGCCGAUCUGGGAAGCAACGAAAGGAAGCAGAAGUUUCUACGUCUAAUGGGCGCCGGCAAGAAAGAACCCACAGGACGCCUCGUCAUCGGCGACCACAAGUCGACGUCUCACUUCCGCAGUGGGCGGGAAGAUCAGCAGAUGAACGAUCAGCUGGAGAUGCAGUACCAGCAGAGCAUGGAUGGGAAGCUCUCGGGCCGCAACAGGAGACACUGCGGCCUCGGUUUCAGCGAGCCGUCCCCGGAGCGAGACUCGUUGCCCCCCCCGCUAGUGGACGGUCAGUUCAAAGAAACGGAGCCAGAGAAGUCCGUCGGCGAAGAUAAACCGGCAGAAAGCCCGAGCGACGGCAGCGAGUCGGACCCACAGAACCAGACGUCCUCAGACGGCAGCGACGAAGAGGAGCGCAAAGACGGCGACGAGGCGGCCUGCGGGGCGUCGGCGUAGGGCUGCGGGGGAGGAACUAGUUUUUGUAAUCUUUGUACAUUGUGACGUUUGUUUCACUGUAGGCGUCCGGCCGCCAGUCGCUGCUUCUCGGCUCAGGCGCUCGGCGCCGGGCCGCGUCCUGCAGCCUGCAGCGCGUCUGGAGGAGAAAUCCCCAAACCAGAAAAGGCUGCGUUUGGGUUGGGUGGUGGUCCGUGAAGCCGAGGUGGCAAAUAGUCCCAUUUUUAUUUCUUUUGAACAUUUUAACAGUCGCUGCAUUUUCCACGGAUGGCGUUGGAGGAACGGGAUCGCUCGCCACGCGGCCUGAUUGGUGUACACGUCGUACAUUUAGUGAAUUCUUGUUUGAAAACCAAUAAAAGGAAAAGUGUCGGCA
Messenger RNA from Pungitius pungitius (ninespine stickleback), 1044 nucleotides. It is a transcript of the gene c6h11orf58, whose product is annotated as chromosome 6 C11orf58 homolog. The record is from RefSeq and is a predicted model, not a curated record. NCBI's taxonomy places the organism in Eukaryota, Metazoa, Chordata, Actinopteri, Perciformes, Gasterosteidae. The transcript is spliced from 5 exons. Bases 156 to 674 code for a protein of 172 amino acids.